Erythranthe guttata (spotted monkey flower) is the source of this 7861-nucleotide messenger RNA. RefSeq names its product piezo-type mechanosensitive ion channel component. The record is from RefSeq and is a predicted model, not a curated record. Gene Ontology annotation, cellular component: membrane. Gene Ontology annotation, biological process: cellular response to mechanical stimulus; regulation of membrane potential; detection of mechanical stimulus. NCBI's taxonomy places the organism in Eukaryota, Viridiplantae, Streptophyta, Magnoliopsida, Lamiales, Phrymaceae. Gene Ontology annotation, molecular function: mechanosensitive monoatomic ion channel activity; monoatomic cation channel activity.
GAUUAUUGCUCCGCUAGUUUAUUGAUCGGACGGAUUUUUUUUUUCUUUCGUUCAGGAUUCUGUUUGCACUUUUUUUCUUCUUAAUUAAUUAAUGGAAGCGGCAUCUGAAAAUUGGAGAUGAGAAAGAGGCAACAAUGGGGAAAAUCAUGGGUGGUUUUGUAUUGCCCCUGUUACUUUUGACAGCUGGAUUACUGAAUUGGAGUUUGAUUUCUCUUAUUCAUUUGGUGACGUCUCUUCUUUUCCGGUUUACUUCCCCUAAAACAGCAGGACUGCGAUACAGAGGGAGAGUCUUCACUUUGUGGUUUAUUUUCAUUUACUCGGCUCUUGUGAUUAUUUUACAAGUGGGCUUUCUUAUACUAUGCGCAAUUCUGGGUUCAGAAUGGAGCAUUGCAGAUGCCUGGUGGAUAAAGCUGUUUGGACUUAUGAAUGUCCAGUCCUGGAAAUCUCCCACGGUAAUCUACUUCCUCGUCGUAGAAUUAUUGGUGGGGCUUGUUGCUUUCUUUGAGAUCAAUAGGAACAGAUUUGGCUUCGUGGAAUCUCGAGAUUCAUGCUGGUGCUAUUUGUCAUCUGUGUUUGAACACAUAGGUUAUCGCCUUAGGUUGGUUUCCUGCUUAUUGCUGCCAGCAGUGCAGUUGGUUUCGGGGAUCAGCAAUCCUUCUUGGCUUUCUUUACCGUUUUUCAUUUGCAGCUGUGUCGGUCUUGUUGAUUGGUCUUUAACAAGCAACUUCUUAGGCCUCUUCAGGUGGUGGAAGAUACUGUGGGUAUAUGCUGGCUUUAGCAUUUGCAUACUUUAUGUGUAUCAGCUUCCUAUUGGGUUUCCACAGUCUCUUCAGACGUUUGCUGAUGUCAUUGGUCUGUACAAAGCAUCGGUGGAUUCUGAUUGGCAAGAAAUUUGUUCUGGUAUUUCUCUCACGGUGUUCUACUAUAUGCUCUCUUGUGUAAAACAUGACCUAGAAGACAUGGAAUUUAUGAUGUCCAUGCGAGAAGGCAGCUUGACUGAACAGUUUCUUCCCUCAAAAAAUUCCUUUUUUGUUCGUCAGCUGAGGUCUGGUGUAAGGCAUACCAACAUUUUAUUGAGGGGAACGGUUUUCAGGGUUUUUAGUAUCAACUGGUUCACUUAUGGAUUCCCGGUGUCCUUGUUUGCUCUUUCAUACUGGAGCUUUCAUUUCGCAAGUAUAUGUGCAUUUGGGUUACUUGCUUAUGUUGGGUAUGUUUUGUAUGCUUUUCCAUCCUUGUUCCGGCUGCACCGUUUGAACGGGUUGCUUCUUGUGUUCAUUCUCUUGUGGGCUGUGAGCACAUAUGUAUUCAAUGUAGCCUUCGCAUACGUGAACUGGAAACUCGGGAAGGAUAUGGAGAUCUGGGAGAUGGUUGGAUUAUGGCAUUAUCCUAUCCCUGGUUUCUUCCUUCUUGCACAGUUCUGUCUUGGAAUUCUCGUAGCUCUUGGUAAUCUUGUAAAUAACUCGGUUUUUCUGUGCCUAUCAAAUGAGGAGAGGCAAGUCUCUAAUGAGAACAAGACUGAGGAAGUGAAGGAAGAUGCCAAGGUUUUAAUCGUUGCUACAAUUGCUUGGGGACUGCGCAAAAGUUCUCGGCCUAUUAUGCUGUUGCUGAUUUUCCUAAUUGCUACAAAACCUGGUUUAGCUCAUGCUGUUUAUAUGGUAUUCUUCUUUGCUUACCUUUUGAGCCACAACAUCGAUACAAGGAUGCGACAAUCCCUUAUUCUUCUGUGCGAGGCUCAUUUUGCGGUUCUGUACAUUCUUCAGCUUAGUCUUGUCUCCAGAAAAUUGGAGCAGAAAGGCUCUAUAAGUAUGGAAGUGCUAUCACAGUUAGGCCUCCUUGAAAGUGAUAGCUCAUGGGACUUCCUCGAAAUAGCUCUGCUCGCGUGCUUUUGUACCAUUCAUAAUCAUGGAUUUGAAAUGUUGUUCUCAUUUUCUGCAAUUGUUCAGCACACACCUUUUCCUCCAGUUGGAUUUAGCAUCCUUAAAGCUGGUCUGAACAAAUCAGUUCUUUUGUCUGUUUAUGCCACCUCCAACACCAGAGAUUAUAGUGUGAAUCAUUCUCAUGAAAGAAGGGUAGCAUUGUAUCUGAGUGCAGUCGGGGAGAAGUUCUUAUCCAUAUACAGAUCAUUUGGAACCUACAUUGCCUUUCUCACCAUUCUUCUUGCUGUAUACCUUGUGAGACCUAAUUUCAUAGCAUUCGGUUACAUUUUCCUUCUCCUUGUCUGGAUAAUCGGAAGACAGCUCGUUGAGAAAACAAAACGGCGUCUAUGGUUCCCACUCAAAGCAUACGCAAUCAUGGUUUUCGUUUUCAUUUACAUCUUAAGUGUAUUUCCUACUUUCGAAAUGUGGAUGUCCCAAAAAGUUAAUCUUUAUGUAUGCUUCGGCUAUAACAGUGACGCUUCUCUGUUACAAAAUCUCUGGGAGUCUCUAGCAAUUGUGAUUGUCAUGCAACUUUACAGUUACGAGAGAAGACAAAGCAAAAACAUGAAAUUGGAAGAUACCGAGCCAUUGCAAUUGGGGAUAUUGGGAUUUGCAAAAAGGUUUUUGAUCUGGCACAGUCAAAAGAUUUUGUUCGCCGCGCUUUUCUAUGCUUCAAUAUCUCCUAUAAGUGCAUUCGGGUUUCUGUACCUUCUUGGUCUUGUUUUGUCUUCUGCUUUGCCUAAAGCGUCCAGAAUUCCAUCCAAGUCAUUCUUAAUUUACACGGGAUUUUUGGUGACAACUGAAUAUCUAUUUCAGAUGUGGGGUAAACAGGCUCAAAUGUUUCCAGGACAGAAGCACCACGAUUUGUCGAUUUUCCUUGGUUUACAGGUGUAUAAACGGAGUUUCGAGGGUGUAGAAGCGGGAUUGAGAGCAAAAGUGCUUGUGAUUGCUGCGUGUACACUUCAGUAUAACGUUUUUCACUGGUUGGAAAAAAUGCCUGCUUCUCUUUUGAAUGCAGGGAAAUCGGAAGAGCCUUGUCCUCUAUUUAUUUCAGAGGAAGAUGUUUCUACUGCUUCAACUUCUAAUGGAGAUCGUGAAGUAUCCUCGCAAAAGACAAGAAGCAAUUCAUGGCCGUUUUUGACACCCGAUAAUUACCGGUCAACUGAGGUUUCUUCUUCUUCUUCCAAUACUAGUAGAAAAUACUCGUUCAGUUAUAUAUGGGGGAGCAUGAAGGAAAGUCACAAGUGGAAUAAAAAGAGGAUUAUUGCCUUGAGGCAGGAGAGGUUUGAAAUGCAGAAAACAAUGCUUAAAGUUUAUUUGAAGUUUUGGAUGGAAAACAUGUUCAAUCUCUUUGGCCUCGAGAUAAAUAUGAUAGCGCUGCUACUUGCCAGUUUCGCUUUGUUGAAUGCUAUUUCUAUGUUCUACAUUGCAUGCCUUGCUACUUGUGUUCUGUUGGGUCGAACUAUUAUACGUAAACUGUGGCCGGUAUUUGUCGUUGUUUUUGCUGCUAUACUUCUCGUUGAAUAUUUGGCAAUGUGGAAGAGCGUUAUGCCUACGACUGAGACUAGUGCACAUUGCCAUGACUGCUGGAAAAACUCGAUCGUGUAUUUUCACUAUUGUGAAAAGUGUUGGUUAGGAAUUGUAGUUGAUGAUCCUCGUGUGCUGAUCAGUUACUACGUGGUCUUCAUGCUGGCGUGUUUUAAACUCCGUGCAGAUCAUGCAUCUAAUUUUUCAGGGUCGUUCACAUAUCACCAGAUGAUUUCUCAGCGUAAAAAUGCUUUUGUUUGGCGAGAUCUCACUUUCGAAACUAAAAGCAUGUGGACUUUUCUCGACUAUUUGAGGGUAUACUGCUAUUGCCAUCUAUUAGAUUUAGUACUCGCUCUCAUUUUAAUAACCGGAACCCUCGAGUAUGACAUUCUGCACCUUGGAUACCUUGGCUUCGCUCUUAUUUUCUUCCGUAUGAGGCUCACCAUAUUGAAGAAGAAAAACAAGAUCUUCAAGUAUUUGCGUAUAUACAACUUUGCUGUGAUUGUUCUCUCUCUGGCCUACCAGUCGCCUUUUGUUGGCGAUUUCAAUGCUGGGAAAUGUGAAACAGUGGAUUAUAUUUACGAGGUGAUCGGCUUUUAUAAAUACGACUACGGAUUUCGGAUUACCUCAAGAUCUGCUUUGGUGGAAAUCAUCAUCUUUGUUUUGGUAUCGUGUCAGUCGUACAUGUUUGCUUCAUCAGAGUUCGAUUACGUAUUUCGAUAUCUCGAGGCGGAGCAAAUCGGUGCAAUCGUACGCGAGCAAGAGAAGAAAGCUACAUGGAAAACCGAACAGCUACAGCACAUUCGCGAAUCCGAGGAGAAAAAACGGCAGCGUAACUCACAAGUGGAGAAAAUGAAAUCUGAAAUGCUCAACCUACAAAGCCAGCUCCACGGUAUGAAUUCAUCUACUGCUUGUGGUGGUGAUGCUUCUUCACCUGCUAGUGGAGGUUUGAGAAGAAGGAAAAACGCUUCGAUCGAUUUUCAAGAAAUUGAAAACCUUGAGAAAGAAGAAGGUUAUGUCAGUUUUGAUUCAGGUUUUCCGUAUAAUGUGUACGAAUCUCCACGUAGCUUAAGACCGGAGACCCCAUUUGCAGUUGACUUUACAAAGCAACAAAUUGAUGCUUCUGUUAGUGAGAUUACGGAACUUGGAGAGGAUGCGAACGAUAAUGAUCCGGACAAAGAAAAGAAAGGUAAAAGCCCGUUGAAGGAAAACCAUUUAGCUUCUGCUGUGCAAUUGAUAGGCGAUGGUGUUUCUCAAGUACAGUCGAUUGGAAAUCGGGCAGUUAGCAAUCUCGUUAGCUUUCUGAAUAUUACACCCGAAGAUUCGGAUUCGAACGAGCCGCCAUCUUUCGAAGAUGGGCUUUCGUUUCCGAAAAAAACGCCGGAGAUUAAACAAGCACACUUUAGUAGUUCGUCUUCUCUGCUGUCUGAUAAGAGUAGAACAUCUGAGUCUGCAAGUCUACAGAUUGGAAGAAUAGUCUGUCAUAUAUGGUCACAGAUGCGAUCGAAUAAUGAUGUUGUGUGCUAUUGCUGUUUUAUUCUUGUCUAUCUUUGGAAUUUUAGUUUGCUUUCUAUGGUGUACUUGGCGGCUCUGUUUCUAUUUGCUCUCUGCGUGAAUACCGGGCCAAAUUACAUCUUCUGGGUUAUUAUGCUGAUCUAUACCGAAAUUUAUAUAUUGGUUCAGUAUUUCUACCAAAUAAUGAUACAGCAUUGCGGUUUCACCAUUCAGUUAGAUCUUCUACGUGAGUUGGGGUUCCCCAUGAAAAAGAUAAAAUCAUCGUUUGUUAUCAGUUUGUUACCUCUGUUUCUGGUGUAUUUAUUCACUCUGAUACAGAGCUCUAUUACUGCAAAAGACGGCGAAUGGUUUUCAGUGGGAUUUAGUAAUUGCAAAGGGGGAUUCACAAGUCGAAAGGAGGAUCACCCCAGCUCUAGCUGGAGAGAGAAGGCGAAGAAGAUUUUCCGAUUAAUUUUACAAAUGGUCGAAAUGGUGCUUAGUAGCUGCUCUAGGUACUGGAAAUCACUGACACAAGAAGCGGAAUCUCCUCCGUAUUUUGUUCAAUUGUCGAUGGAUGUGAAAGAAUGGCCAGAGGAUGGCAUUCAACCGGAAAGAAUCGAAUCUGGUAUGAAUCAGUUAUUACAGCUCGUUCAUGAUGAAAACUGCAAGAACGGGAUUUCUCUCCGCUGUCCUUGUACUAGCAAGGUUCAAAUUCGAAGCAUCGAAAAAAGUACAGAAAACACGAAUGUGGCUUUGUCUGUUUUUGAGGUUGUUUAUGUCUCAUCUGUGACAGACUGUACACCUGCAGAACAGUUCAAGUCUCUUACUCCGGCAGCUGAUAUAGUGAAAGAGAUCCUUAAAGCACAACGAAUGGGACUUGCUAAAGAAGUUGGAUUUCCUUACCCUAUACUCACUGUAAUUGGAGGUGGCAGAAGAGAGAUUGAUCUUUAUGCAUACAUAUUCGGUGCUGAUUUGACUGUUUUUUUUCUGGUCGGCGUAUUUUACCAAUCUGUUAUUAAAAAUAAAAGUGAAUUUCUGGAGUAUUAUCAGCUCGAGGAUCAAUUCCCCAAAGAGUUUGUGUUUAUUCUAAUGAUAAUUUUCUUCCUGAUUGUUGUGGAUCGAAUCAUAUAUCUAUGUUCAUUUGCAACGGGGAAGGUCAUAUUUUAUCUUUUCAACCUCAUUCUUUUUACUUAUGCUGUGACCGAGUACGCAUGGAAUAUGGACACGUCACAGCAGAACACUGCUGGUUUGGCACUUCGAGCAAUAUAUCUUACGAAAGCAGUUUCUUUGGCAUUACAAGCCAUGCAAAUUCGAUAUGGUGUUCCUCAUCAAAGCACAUUGUAUCGGCAGUUUCUGACCAGUGAAGUUUCUCGUGUUAACUAUCUUGGAUACAGGCUCUAUCGUGCUUUGCCUUUUCUUUAUGAGUUGCGAUGCGUCCUUGAUUGGUCAUGCACUACGACAUCUUUGACAAUGUAUGACUGGCUGAAGUUGGAGGACAUAAAUGCAAGCUUGUACCUAGUGAAAUGUGAUAGUGUUCUGAACAGAUCUACACAUAAACAAGGAGACAAGCAGACAAAGAUGACAAAGUUUUGCAAUGGCAUUUGUCUCUUCUUUAUUCUAAUCUGCGUUAUUUGGGCUCCCAUGCUGAUGUACAGUAGCGGUAAUCCAACAAACAUAGCAAAUCCAAUCAACGAUGCCAGCUUUCAAUUCGACAUCAAGACAACUGGUGGCAGAUUAACCUUGUACCAAACAACUCUCUGUGAAAAACUUGCAUACGAUCAUGUCAAUGCAAAUGCCGAUCUUGACCCCCACCAUUAUUUAGAUUCGUAUAAUGUCAACGACAUUCAGCUCAUUUGUUGCCAACCUGAUGCAAGUACUCUUUGGCUUGUUCCCGAUGUGGUUCAGAAGCAGUUUAUACGUUCUCUUAACGAUGAUAACAUGGAUAUAAUCUUUUCUUGGGUACUUACAAGAGACAGACCAAAAGGCAAAGAAACUGUGAAAUAUGAAAGACCUGUUGACUCAUCAAAUCUUCCGAAAGCGUCGGAAGUUGAGGGGGUUCUCAACGGUUCCUUCAGCAGCUUUAGGAUUUUUAAUAUUUAUCCAAGAUUUUUCCGCGUUACUGGUUCUGGUGAAAUUAGACCUUUUGAGCAGGAGGUGAAUGAUGUCAGCGCUGAUGUCGUCUUGCAUCAUGGGAAUUCCGAAUGGUGGUCCUUUCAUGAUAUCAAUGCUUCGGAUGCAUACGGCUGUGGAGGAUUGUCAGGGCCAAUGGCUGUCAUUGUGUCCGAGGAAACCCCACAGGGAUUUCUUGGUGAGACCCUGAGCAAGUUCAGCAUUUGGGGUCUGUACAUCACAUUUGUCCUUGCAGUUGGUCGGUUUAUCAGAAUGCAGUGUGCCGACUUACGGAUGAGAAUACCCUACGAAAAUCUUCCUUCAUGUGACAGGUUGAUUGCCAUAUGUGAGGAUAUAUACGCUGCACGAGCAGAAGGUGAACUUGGAGUGGAAGAAGUCCUAUAUUGGACCCUUGUCAAGAUUUACAGAUCGCCACAUAUGUUGCUCGAAUACACCAAGCCUGACUAGUUUCCGCAUAUUUUCAUUGGAGGAUCGACUAACUCUCAUUACAAGAUGCUAGCUAACCAAGAGUUCAGAAUUUCCACUUCUCCUUCUCAACUUGUUUUUAUUUUAUUUUAUUUUAUUUAUAAAUAUAUCUAGGUUGGGAAGUGAGUUCAAAUACAGGUGUUUAUUUAUAUGCUUCUCUCCUAUUCUUUAACUACAGCUUUGAGUAAAGGGGGUUUUGUGUAUAUAUAUAUAAUACAACUGUUUAGAAGAAAAAGCCACAUAUCAUUCUUUCCCUUGUAUGAUUGUAUAUGUACUAAUAUGAGAAUGAAGAAGAAAUCCAGUUUCUUUUUAUUAUUAGUUUUCUUUUA